Molecule: messenger RNA, 8276 nt
Organism: Oryctolagus cuniculus (rabbit)
Lineage: Eukaryota; Metazoa; Chordata; Mammalia; Lagomorpha; Leporidae
Gene: FSD1L
Product: fibronectin type III and SPRY domain containing 1 like
Molecular function (GO): protein binding
Source: RefSeq, a predicted model, not a curated record
UAAAGACGAGGGUAGGGAGGAGCGGCUGCAGACGGUCCUGCCCGAGGCGGACACCCAGGGCUCACUGGUGCGGGGGCACCUGACGCCCCGCGCGAGCCCUUUGGGCGGCACUGCGCAGGCGCGCGGCGCCCUCGCCCCCUCCCUUCUUCGUGCCGCCCUUUCACCCUGGCAACCGCGGCGCGACAACGGCGCGCGCGCUGGCUGGGCGCGGACGGGCGGGGCUGGGCGGCGCCGGUGCGGGUGGAGGCUGCGGCCGCGGGUAGCGGUCUUGGCGUGUCCCACCUCCUUCGGCGUCUUCGCACGGUUCCUCCUCGUGGGUUCGGGCCCAGCGGCUUUACCCCUCACCAUGGACUCCCAGAAAUAUAUGUCUAUUGGACAGUGCUACUCUAAGGAGAAGGAAAACACUGCAGUUGGUAAAGGCUGUAUUCUGACUUCUAACAUCACUGUUAGACCAGAGGCAAUUGACUUUGAGCAGGAAGCUCUGCAAAGGAUCAUUUCAACUCUGGCAAAUAAAAAUGAUGAAAUACAGAAUUUUAUUGAUACUCUAAAUCAUACACUAAAAGGAGUUCAGGAAAAUUCUUCUAACAUACUUUCAGAAUUAGAUGAAGAAUUUGAUAGUUUAUACACUAUAUUGGAUGAGGUGAAAGAAAGUAUGGUUAACAGUAUCAAGCAGGAACAAGCUCGUAAAUCACAAGAGUUACAGAGUCAGCUUAGCCAAUGUAACAAUGCCCUGGAGAACUCUGAAGAACUACUAGAGUUCGCGACAAGGUCGUUAGAUAUAAAGGAACCUGAAGAAUUUUCAAAGGCUGCCAGACAGAUCAAGGAUAGAGUCACAAUGGCUUCAGCCUUUCGCCUUUCUUUGAAACCAAAGGUCAGUGACAACAUGACUCAUUUAAUGGUGGAUUUCUCUCAGGAAAGACAGAUACUGCAAACAUUGAAGUUUUUGCCAGUCCCCAAAGCUCCAGAGAUAGAUCCAGUAGAGUGUAUGGUGGCUGACAACUCUGUAACAGUAGCUUGGAGAAUGCCAGAAGAAGAUAAUAAGAUUGACCAUUUUAUAUUGGAAUAUAGGAAAACUAAUUUUGAUGGGCUUCCACGUGUAAAGGAUGAACGAUGCUGGGAGCUAGUUGAUCAUAUUAAGGGUACUGAAUACACAUUAUCAGGCUUAAAAUUUGAUUCUAAGUAUAUGAAUUUCAGAGUGCGAGCUUGUAACAAGGCUGUGGCUGGAGAGUUUUCUGAUCCCGUGACUCUGGAAACCAAAGCACUUAACUUCAAUUUGGAUGGCUCUUCAUCCCAUUUGAACUUGAAAGUUGAAGAUACCUGUGUAGAGUGGGAUCCUACUGGAGGAAAAGGUCAAGACAGUAAAAUUAAAGGAAAAGAGAAUAAGGGCAGUGUCCAUGUUACUUCACUGAAGAAGCAUACAAGAAGUGGUACACCUUCCCCCAAACGGACAUCUGUAGGCUCCAGGCCACCAGCAGUAAGAGGCAGCAGAGAUCGUUUUACCGGGGAAUCAUAUACAGUGCUGGGAGAUACUGCUAUUGAAAGCGGACAACAUUAUUGGGAGGUCAAGGCCCAGAAGGAUUGUAAAUCCUACAGUGUGGGAGUGGCAUAUAAAACUUUGGGGAAAUUUGACCAAUUGGGAAAGACAAACACUAGUUGGUGUAUCCAUGUCAACAACUGGCUACAAAACACGUUUGCUGCAAAACAUAAUAAUAAAGUCAAAGCUUUGGAUGUUACUGUUCCUGAGAAAAUAGGUGUAUUUUGUGAUUUUGAUGGGGGUCAACUUUCUUUCUAUGAUGCAAGCUCAAAACAGUUGCUAUAUUCCUUUAAGACAAAAUUUACUCAGCCAGUACUACCUGGUUUCAUGGUUUGGUGUGGUGGACUUUCUUUGAGUACUGGGAUGCAAGUUCCAAGUGCUGUAAGAACCCUUCAGAAAAGUGAAAAUGGAAUGACUGGUUCAACUGGCAGCCUGAACACUGUUGCUCAGUAACGCUGGCUCAGACAUGUUUACCCUCCCUCUUGAUUGAGUGGCCUUUUCUGUGCAGUUACUAAUCACAGAAAUUUGUGAAUGGUGGAAAACAGAUUUGCUAUAUUCUGCUUUAAGGCCUGAAAUCUGUUAGCAUUAAGUAUCUAGUAAGCUUUCACAGGAACCUACUGUGCAAUACCAUAGAAGCAGCAGAUAUCAAGCACUAGAUUGAUGUUUUGAAGUACAAAUGGGAAAAAAGAUGGUGUUGAAAUGUUUAUAUAGAAACUCAUUUUUGUGUUUCUUGGAUUGCUUUGGCUCUUCUAAAUGUGUAAUUACAUAUGGUAACUCUGGGGCCUGGGGUGAAAAGCUUUUAAAUCAUGCCUUCUUUCCUCUGUUUCUCUUUUCUGUCUCAUUACUACCUACUAUUUAGUUCUUUCACUAAAGCUUUAAGAAUAUAUAGUCCUCUAAAGUUUUCUAAAAAGUGAAAUCACUGUUUGGGGGUGAUAGAAAGUUUUAUUACAGUGGUUUAUUUUUCCCUUUUUAUAAAUUAGUUUUUCUGCAUUAUCUUUUUGUUAUCUAACUUGAUUAUAUAACACUUCCCCUUCCAAAAUACCCUUAUUUAUCUUGUGGUUAUAACUCAAAAUAGAGUGGAUAUGAAGAGUUUCUAGACAUAAUAGCUUAAUAUUGCGCAAAUUUCAAUGGCUGACGCCACAGCUCACUAGGCUAAUCCUCUGCCUGCAGCCCUGGCACCCCUGGUUCUAGUCCCGGUGGGGCACUGCAUUCUGUCUGGGUUGCUCCUCUUCCAGUCCAGCUCUCUGCUGUGGCCCAGAAAGGCAGUGGAGGAUGGCCCAAGUACUUAGGCCCUGCACCCUCAUGGGAGACCAGGAGGAAGCACCUGGCGCCUGGCUUUGGAUCAGUGCAGCACGCAGGCUGUAGCGGCCAUUUGAGGGGUGAACCAGUGGAAAAGGAAGACCUUUCUUUCUGUCUCUCUCUCUCUCUCUGUCUAACUCUGCCUGUCAAAAAAAAAAUUGCCCAAAUUUCUAUUUUAUACCUGGUGUACUAACAUAGUAGCAAAGGGAUAUUCUUUAUAUGUUGUCCUAUUUAAUUAGACUUCUUUUCAUUCCAUCAUUUUGGAUGAUGGUUAAGAUUUUAAAAGCUGUAUAUUUUCUGAUUUUGUUGUCUGCUUUAAUUACAUCUUUCAUAGUUACCUUAGGUAAGAUUCCCACUCAAAUUUGGCACUAACAUGACAAUUAUGCUGAUUUUUAACAUUUCUAGUAGGAAUGAAAGUUUAUUAAUAAAGUUACAUGAUGGGAAGAGAAACCUAUACUACUCAACUUUUAUCUAAGAAGGGAUUAUAAGGAAGAUGCCUAAAAGUAUUCCUAAUGAGGAAAUUUAUGACUUUUUAAUAAGAAAUGUAAUGGUUUAAACAGUUGCUUUGAAAACAGUUACCUCUCUCUGACUUUAUUGGCACAUGGGUUUUCAAACAACUCAGAGGUUAUUUUUGUCUCAGUCAUUUUAUUACAUUUGUUUGCUUUUUAAAGAGAUGUAGUUCUUCCAAAAACCAAUAUAGACAUCUUUCUUGAACUUUAGGAAAAUGUACUAAACAAUAGUAAGACCCGAGGUUACUGAACAGAACAUACCUGUUCUUAAAAAGUUGAUUAAAAUGUGUAACUCAAGUGCUUUGAGCCAAACUAAAAGUUGUAGUUAAGUGUUUAAGAAUUCUUUGAUAAUUUAUAAGAGGUCUGAAUUUGUAACUUCCUAAAUUUUUGAAGCUCUUAAUGUCUUUUAAUUUUUUGACUUUCUUUCAUUCUCCUUUAUUUUGGGCUGUGACAACCUUCUUCUAAGAGGUGACCAUUGCUGCUUACAUUUGAGUUGCUUUCUACCCAAAGGCCUGUGUAAUGGUAGUAGUUUCUACUGCUCACUGAGAGGAUAUUUUGUUUCAUUGAUAAAACAAAUCUGAAUGAGGAGUUUUAUUUGAACUGCAGUGUUUUUUAAAAGCUAAGGACUUGCAUAUCUGCACUACUGCUUGAUGACAUACUGGUAAUUUUAGAGACUUGGAACUUAGAGUUUAGAGAAUGAGUAUAUCUGUAAGCAUUCUUUUGAUUCUCUAAACAAAUGUAAUUUUGAUUUUUGUUCCUCAUAUAUUUUGAAAGAUAUUUUUGGAUAUUCUUUCCCUGUUUAGAGGGCUACUCCAGGACCUAAGGAAACAGGAAUUUAUAAGUCCAUUUUAUAAACUCAAACCUGAAAGCAGUAAUUUAGUAAUCAAGUUGCUUUUAUGUGAUUAGCUACACAGUAUAUUUUAGCAAAAAUGACCCAGAAAAAGCCAAAUGUUCUUGUAUACAAUUUUUUACUAUUAUGUCUUAUAUAAUUGUGUCUUCUCAUUAAUUCAGUGCCUUUUUCCUCUAAGCAUGCUCUUGCUUCAUGCUCCAUGCAGUGUCAGCUGAUAAGCGGAGAGCAUUAUGUUGUAGUGGUCAGGGCCUUCUGUUGCAGGAGCAUGGGGAAAAAGAAACGUAUUAAUCAGGGGCUGGAGGAGUGUAUCUGAUGCUUUCUUGUGCUCAUGCCAUCAUUUGAGACUCUUCAUAUAAUUUUUUAUAAUAUUCUUUUGGAAAAUGUAUUAAAUUUCACUGGGGAGGUUUCAUUUCUCAGAGAUUUUACGAUAAAUACAUAUUUAGCAAAUGAAGAAUCCAAGUUCUCAUUACAUGUAAUACUUGUUAUUAAAUUGUACUAUUAUCAUUUUGAAAUAAGAACUUGAGGGUUUCCUCUUACUACAUUUCUUAAAGGUUUCUAAAAUUAAAACAAAAUACAUGAAUUUCUUUUUAGGCUUAUGUUUUAAAUUGUAAAGUUAAACUGGAGAAAGUUUGUCACCCUCAUUUUCAAACUAAAAAAUAAUCAAAUAUAGUGCCUAUUUAGUCUCAGAAUAAGGGAACUGUCUUGUUGGAUCAUAAUGUAGAACAUUCUCAUUGACAUUUGAAUUAAGUAUUGAGCAUUCAUGCUCACUUUAGUAUAUUGUAAAAGGUUGGUAAACCCGUUCAGACAUUCUUUAUUUCUUUAUUUACUUUAUGUUUUGACAGGUCAAAUAUGAAUGCUUUCUGCAAAGGAAAUGCAUGAGAGGUUGACUGUCGUGGAUGUAAUCAUAGGUGUAAAAACUUGUUCUAUAAAAACAUUGAUCUAGUAUUGCAUUUGUUGUUUAGCAGUUGAAUUUCAAACCAGUUUUAUUGAACUGGAUAUAGAAAUGAAGGAACUGCCUUAAGCACUUUAGAAAAUAAUGUUUUUACAAUUCAUUUUGACUCUUCCAGCAGACCAUGUCACAUAUGUCUCUAAUUUUUGGUAAAUAUAUAAUUAGUAAUUAUAGAAAUUUAACAUACAGCAAUUUGAAUGUUCCAGGUAUAACUAAACAAAUUAAAAGGAUUAGGCACCUGCUUUUCUGUACAUGGUUUUAAUUGAUAACAUCUGCACCAUUUUGACAAACUGAAAUGACUACUGUAUAACUAGACUUGGCAAACUUUUACUCUGUCCCAUAAUUAAUAAUUUUCCUCCAUGGUAUAUAAAGAGACAUACUGGCUUUCUUUUGCUUACUCAUUUGUGAAAUUAAAGUAUGAAAAAUAUGUGUCAUUUGAAUCCAUUUGUGACUUAUCCUAGGUCAUAUGAUUAAUAACAAGUAUCUAAUUAAAUAUUUUAAUGAGGCUAAUAUGAAUGAUUGGCUUUUAUCCCUAUAGUUUGUCCAUAAAAUUAUAUUUAUUUCUGUAUUUUUAAUUGUUUCUUUUGGAAACAUUGGGAACAAAUUAGGAAAGGAUGUAUUUGGAAAAUGAUUACUUCAAAAAGUAUUACUUUUAAAAGGAGACAGUAUAGACUUCUUGCCAUAAAAUAUAAUUCCAGGCUAAGAAAUUAUAUUUUCAGAUUAUCACAAUUCUCUUUAAAAAGUUAUAUUUCCUAGAUUGGUGUUCAUUCAUUGGCUAAUUCGUACAACAAGUAUAUGAGUGUGAUAUGGCAGUCAACAUUUGACUACUUUAUAUUUGCCUUUGCAAAAGUAUUGAAAUUUGAUUUAUGAUGCAUAAAUCAUUUAUGAUGCUGCUUUUGAAUGGGGGUACAUUUUGCAUCUCAAAAAUAAUGUCUUGCUACCCAGAUGUUUAGAAGAGUAAUUUCAAAUUUCAAAAUCACUGCAUAAUAAGGUUCACUUUUGUAUCGCCACAUUAAGUAAGUCUGGAAAAGUUUCUUAUUUUUUUUUCUACCCUGGAUAUUAUCUUUUAGGGAAAUGUAUGGUCAGCAUACAUUUACUCAGUAUCCAGGUACCCUAAAGUUAUUAGUUAUUCUUAACCAAAAUGUGCAGUUCAGAAUGCAGGCACUGAAGUAUUACGUGAGAUCAUGAAUGUUUUCUUAAUCAUCACAGCAAGAUUACCUCAUGUUCAGUAUAGUUUUACUUUUGUGUUAAGUACAGUAUUCACAUUUUUUAAAUUAUUUGUGAUCCUGAUAUGUUAUGUAUGGUAGCUUUGUUACUUGAAUAUUUGGAUAACCUAAAUACUUUAAUCAUUUUGAAUUAGCUGGAGUUUAAAUGGAUUGCAUUUGCUGUAUCUUGUUUUCAUUGAAAAGAUAGUGUUGAACAUGGCAUUUAAUAUUUGUUUCAGAUUGUAAAUAAAUACCAAAAAUUGCCAUAGUACUUUUCUCUUCAGCCUACCCAAUUUUUCAAAAAUAGAGUAUUCAUUUUUUUGGGGUCAAUAUAAAAUACAGACGUUGAUUCAUAAUUAUUGAAGCUAUAUUAGUUUAAACUGAUUUUUUUCUAAUGUUACAUAUUCAGUAUGAGUUGGUCCUUGGGCACGGACACCUAGAGGGUCUCACAGUAUGUAGGGAAGAAGGCAGGUGAAUGUAUUUGCUUUGGCCUGGAGCUGAUUAAGUUUAGACUAAUUUAAAACAAGUCAGAUUGUAAGUGAUUAGUAAAAGCAUUUUAAUCAGUACUAGAACGUUUUUUGGAAAGCAUAAGGAAAAUGUGUAAUUUGUUUUAACAUUUCAAAUAUCUCUGAGGUACCAAAGCACUGAAUCUAAUUUAGCUUUCAAGGGAGACUCUUUAAAAUCAACCUCAUAACUAAUCAAUACUAUAAGAUAUAUAAUAACUAAGGUUUUGGAGUAAUUUAUAAAAGUUACUAGUCAAAAAUCUCUGGAUAUGAUAUAAAAAAAUGUGGGUUUCAUAUCCUUUGAAGUUGUUAAAGUUAGUCACCUUAUCUCUACCAUAUGAUAUAUCUACAACCUCUACAUAAAUCAUUAAUCAUCUUUGGGCCUCUGCUGCCUUAAUUCUCAAAAAAUUGUAACUUACUCAGCCUACCUCACAGGGCUGUUGUGAGGAAUACAGUGGAAUGGAGUACAUAAAAUUGCUUUAACGACAGUAAAGUACUGUGUAAAUGUGAGGUGUCACAUUGAGUUAAUAAUGGAUUUAAGUGUUUGGGUACUUCUAGAUGUCAUUUACUUUGAUAGAGCAUGUUCUUUAAGUGCUAUCAUCAGUGAUUUCAAAUGUGAUUUUGAAAAAUAAAACCUCCAAUUUUAAAAUGCCCUUUAAUAUAUACACUUAGUCUGUAUUUUUAUAUUUUCUCAUAAAGCAUGUCACUAUUUCAAGACUUUCUAGAGCUUUAAAAGUUCUCUCACCACAUUAGUGUGUCAGUGUAGAAUAGUAGCAUAAAUAGAUAGAUGACUUAAGCUACAUUUCUGCCCAGGAAUUUGCACUUACAGUUUAGGGGUGCUCCGUGCCACAUGCUAAGAAUUAAUUGGCCUAAAUGACUCCAGACAACCAAGGGAUUCAAUGGUUUAUUGUCACUGGAUGAACAAAACAAGGUACCCAGUGCACUUUUGACAACUUUGUUGCAUUGUCAUUUUUAAAAAAAUAAAAUGAAGCAUUUGAAAACUUUGCUAGUUAACCUGAAUAUCAUUUAUUAUCUCUCCUAAUAUAUCUGUCUUAAAAUGGUUUACAUGUUAAUCUACAGAUUUGGUAUGUCUAUUAACUAGACAUGAUUUUGCUAUGCAGUUGUGAUAAUAAAAAUUCUAAGUCAAAGUCCUCAGGUUUAACUUUUAAGUUAUAGAUGAAAACCAUUAAUGAACAACUUAUGAUGUACUCAGUGCUGCAAAAUAGUGUUUUUAUAAGCACAUUGCCUCAUUUUCCUUGGAAACAAGAUAAACCCUCUAAAUAGUUUUGUAACUUUAAGAUAGGGUAUUCAGAAUGAAUAACUUGUAUGUUGAAAUGAUUGUAUGUUCUAUGUAGAAUGUCCCAGUUAAGUUUUUACAAAAAUACCUGGAAUAUGUCAUCUGCAAAUUAAAAUUUUUUUCUGGUUUA